Glycine soja is the source of this 780-nucleotide messenger RNA. Its product is annotated as auxin-responsive protein SAUR50-like. The transcript has a single exon. Gene Ontology annotation, biological process: response to auxin. The record is from RefSeq and is a predicted model, not a curated record. The coding region runs from base 179 to 481 and encodes 100 amino acids. Lineage: Eukaryota; Viridiplantae; Streptophyta; Magnoliopsida; Fabales; Fabaceae.
CUUGAUCAGUCAUAGGCCCUAGGCUAUCCCCACAACCCCACAUGACUCUGUUUCUCAAUCUACCGCUUAUUAUUCUGCUUCUGCCCAAUGCUAUCGAUAAAUAGCCACCACACUCCCUUUUCCCUUUCACACCAAAGUCUUUCAAAUUAAAUCUUCUCUUCCACACGCCAGCCACAACAUGGCUUUGAGAAAAUCAAGUAAACUUCCUCAGACAGCACUAAUCAAGCAAAUCCUCAAGAGGUGUUCGAGUUUAGGGAGGAAAGAUGAUCAAGGCCUUCUGGACGUGCCAAAGGGUCACUUUGUUGUAUAUGUUGGAGAAAACAGAAGCAGAUAUAUUGUUCCUAUUUCCUUCCUAAGUCGCCCUGAGUUCCAAACACUUCUCCACCAGGCUGAAGAAGAGUUUGGCUUUGAUCACGAAAAGGGUCUCACUAUUCCAUGCGAAGAGGACGUUUUUGAGUCUCUCACCUCCAUGCUCAGAUGAGAAACUUACCUUAACACGUAUGAAUCAUUUUUCGUUUUCUUUUUGAAGGAGGGGGAGAAAAUUUAAUAGCUCAAGAUGAAGCUGCUUCAUUGCUUCUCUGACUUGAUUCUCUCCAUUUCUUUUAUAUAUAUAUAUGAGGUUUGUAUUUUAUAGAGACUCUAACCUCACGGAAUUGACCCAUGAAAGAAAUAAUCUUGUUUCUUCUUAUUAUGGGAUUAGGUUGUAAAUAAUGUACUAGAAAGCAGCAUUUUUCCCACAGAGGUGAACGGUCGAGUAAAUGUGCCCUGUUGGAGAACUAA